GGAACACUGUGGGAGUGAAAGGAAAGGGGUCGUUGACGUGAACGCGAUAGUUGUUACAUAUUACUGUUAUAUUAAUAAUUGAUAGUAAAGUUUUGAAAUAUUAUCUCUAUAUUAAACACAAUGUAAUAUUUCUUAUCACGUGAUAUAAUGUAGAGGACACCGGAAGUGACAGUAAAUGGUCUUAUAAAUGUUAAGCUAUAGGCCUAGAUUCUGUGGAUGAUUUCACUUACCAACUGAUACUGUAUUUAUAUAAACAUGAAGUUUUCGUUUAUCUUGUUACGUACAUCAUUACUUUGUUUAUUUUGUUUUAAUACGUUGGAUUAAUAUAUUCUGCUGCUACAUUAUUGUUUUAUGAGAGAAUCUGAUCAUUUAGCUUUCAAGAAAGCCCCUGAUAUCCAGCAAUGGGUGAAGCUAUGCGUCAGACUAGCUCAUUAUUUGAGUUGAAUGUAACAAUUGUUUCCGCCAAGCUCAAUGCUUCAAGCAUCCUUUUUAAACCGAGCCCAUAUGUAGAAGCUAGUGUUGAUGGUGGAGUUCCAGUGAAAACUGAAUAUUGUAAAAAUACCUGCAAUCCAAAAUGGGAUGAGUCAUUUCCUAUACUUGUUACUCCUUACUCAAAAUUGCAUUUCCGAGUGCUGAACCAUAGUUCACUGAUGAAAGAUGGACUUUUAGGGGAAGGAACUAUAGAUUUAUAUAAAAUACUCGUGAAACAUGAUGGCAAAUUGGAAAAGUUGCCCUGCCCAGUUGAACUGAAUGUUAAUGGCAAAACAGGCCGAUCUUCAAGCCAUCUGGUAACUGUUCUUGAUGGUCUACACAUUGAUUUGUCUAGGUUUCCUCUGAGGGGGCAUUCUGAAAAUGUAACCAAUGAUGCUAAUCAUGUAGAUGAAAGUCAUUCCAGUAAUAAUGUCAAUUUUCGACCAAAUAACAGAUCACAGCAGCGACUUUCAGCUGUUGAAGAUCAAAGCUCAUCCUAUCUUUCGAACAAUGUACUUGGAGGAGCUCGAGUAAGGACAAGACGCAGUAACAAUCAUACUCCAGCAUCUCCUAGUGGCAAUGUGUCGCCAGCUAAUGGUCUUUCACCUAAUAGUGGUGUACGCAGACUCCAGAAUGACAGUAGACAUCAAUCAUUACCAGCAAUAGUUAAUGAUUCUACAGUUUCACCUGCUGUGGUAUCACCAGAAACAGGAGCACAAGCAAUGGCUCCUUUUCCCAUCACAGUCAAUAAUAAUAUUCCCUCACCGAGGCCUUCAACUUCUAUUGCAACAGCAACAAUGAAUGGAGCAUUACCCAGUUCAUCUGCUUCAACUAGUCAGGUACCUUCUACUGCUGCACCUUCAACAGCACAAGCAUCUCAGAGAUCUGGGAAUCAAAGACAAGCUGCUAAUGGUGAAGAAGAGUUACUGCCUCUUGGUUGGGAAGUUAGAUUUGACCAGUAUGGAAGAAAAUAUUAUGUGGAUCAUAAUACUAGAAGUACUACUUGGGAAAGACCCCAACCUCUACCUGCAGGAUGGGAGAUGCGACGAGACAACAGAGGAAGGGUGUAUUAUGUUGAUCACAAUACCAGGACAACUACAUGGCAAAGGCCAACUGCUGAGAGUGUGAGAAAUUACCAACAUUGGCAGUCACACCAAGCUCAAGCUAUGCAACAAUGUCAACAGAGGUUCCUAUAUCAUACACCUGUACAAGUAGAAGAUGAUGAUCCUCUUGGUCCACUGCCUGAAGGAUGGGAAAAACGAGUUGAUCCUAAUGGUAGAGUGUACUUUGUCAACCAUAAGAACAAAACUACUCAAUGGGAAGAUCCUCGGACUCAAGGGCUUGAGGAUCCUCUGCCACCUGGUUGGGAGAUAAAGCGAACACCAGAAGGGCUAAAGUAUUUUGUUGAUCAUAACACAAAGACAACAACUUUUGCUGAUCCUCGUCAGCCUUAUGCUGCUAAAGGACCUAAGGGAGCUUAUGGAGUGCCUGUCGCAUAUGAACGAAAUUUUAAAUGGAAACUUACUCAAUUUCGAUAUUUGUGCCACUGUAAUGCCUUACCAAGUCAUAUAAAAAUAACUGUCUCGAGACAAAACAUAUUUGAAGAUUCUUUCUCACAGAUAAUGAGAGUACCUCCUCAUGAAUUGAGAAGAAGGUUAUUUAUAACGUUUCGAGGUGAAGAAGGACUUGAUUAUGGAGGGAUUGCAAGGGAAUGGUUUUUUCUUCUAUCUCAUGAAGUCCUGAAUCCUAUGUACUGUCUCUUUGAAUAUGCUGGGAAAAAUAACUACAGCCUUCAAAUAAAUCCAGCAUCAUCUGUUAAUCCAGACCAUUUAUUGUAUUUUAGGUUUAUUGGUCGAUUCAUAGCAAUGGCAUUAUUCCAUGGAAAAUUUAUAUAUAGUGGUUUUACCCUGCCUUUCUACAAAAGAAUGCUUGGGAAGAAGUUAACUAUGAAAGAUAUAGAAUCCAUUGAUCCUGAAUUUUACAAUUCCUUAGUAUGGAUUAAAGAAAACAAUAUAGAAGAAUGUGGGUUAGAAUUAUUCUUUAGUGUUGAUUUUGAAAUUCUUGGCCAGAUACAGUCCCAUGAACUUAAACCUGGUGGUGGUGAAAUCAGAGUUAGUGAAGAAAAUAAAGAUGAAUAUUUAAGGUUAAUGACAGACUGGAGGUUUUCACGUGGACAAGAAGAACAAACAAAAUCUUUCCUAGAUGGUUUUAAUGAAGUACUACCUUUAGAAUGGUUACAUUAUUUUGAUGAAAGAGAACUAGAGUUAAUGUUAUGUGGCAUGCAAGAAAUUGACAUUGAAGAUUGGCAGCGUAAUACCAUUUAUAGGCAUUAUACUCGAAAUGGGAAACAGAUCAUUUGGUUCUGGCAAUUUGUGAGAGAAAUGGAUAAUGAAAAACGAGCUCGUUUACUACAAUUUGUGACAGGAACCUGUAGAGUACCUGUUGGUGGAUUUGCCGAAUUAAUGGGAAGCAAUGGACCUCAACGUUUUUGCAUUGAGAAAGUUGGCAAAGAAACCUGGCUUCCGAGAAGUCAUACUUGUUUCAAUCGAUUAGAUCUCCCUCCAUACAAAAGUUAUGAACAGUUGGUUGAAAAAUUAACCUAUGCAAUAGAAGAGACUGAAGGAUUUGCGCAAGAAUAAAAACAGUUUUAUUCCUUUCUCAAAUCUGACCUAAAAUGUCUUCCGGAAGAUAAUAUGUGAUGUAUUGGGAAAGCAAGAUAAUUCUACAUCCUUUCUCAGCCAUGUAGAACAACAUCAAAGGCAGCUCAUUAAGCAAAAUCAGAAGCAUUUCUGAGUUCUGUUACGGAAGAAAAUGUUGCUUUAUAGAGCACAAUGUGUGGUGGCCGUGAUAUAUAGAUUUAAAAUCAAAUGAAUUUAAAAAAGUGGUAUUUAUUGACGUACCAAAGUGAGAUAUUUUAAUAUGAUUCUAUUGAAAUAGGUGAUUUUUCUCCCAUUAUCUGUAUGAACGCAAUUUUAUUUGCAUCAUCAGAAUAUAAAUGCUAUGAUGGAACAGAAUUGAUUUAUUAUAGCAUUUAGAAAACAUAUCUUUAAUUUUACUAAAAUCAAGAUUAUAUUGACAUUCCGGAGUUUACCUAUCUCUUGGAUCAUUUUAAGACAUUUUGCUCUGUAAAUUUAUAAUAUAAAUUAAAGUCAGACAAGGAAAAAAAAAAUCUGUUAUAUAUGACAGUGGAGGCUUGUAUUAUUCUGUAAAAAAAAUUAUGUAAUAAUAAAUAUAUUCUUUUUCCUGAUAUUAAUUUUAAAGUGCCUUGUGGCUCAAUUAUGUGUAUAAAUCUAUAUUAUAAUAUGAAAAUUUGAUUUUAUUCUUGUAUAAAAAAUUAUUGGCUGACAACUUUAUUUAAUGUUUCUUUUUAUUUCCAUUUUUAAGUUUUCUUUGUGUGUGUAUAUAAAUAUAUAUAUAUAAUAGAACUAUUGUUGUAAAUUAAAUGUGUUAUAUAUAUAUAUCAAAUUUGGCAAAUAGAAGUGUUGAAAGAAAUGUUUUGUGUCCUCUUAAAUUUCCACAGUAAGACUUUUUCAAAACUCAUCUUCAAAAUUUAUAUCUAAAAAAAAAAAUUACAUAAUUUACGCACAGCCAACUGUGCAAUUCAAAAUUUUGUAUCAUUUAACUUUCAUUCCAGGAACAUAAAGCAUAGUAUUUUUCUAAGUUAUUUUUAAAAUUUUGAUUUAAAAGUAUUAUUUUAAAUUGAAAAAUUACAUUCCUUAUCACUGGUAAAUUUUAGAGUUUUCUCCAAUUGCUCAUACAUUUAUUUCAAAUACCAGUGAUUGAUUAUUUAAAAUGUAACAGUCUGUAUCAGACACUUCUGAAUACCAUUGGUAGUGCAGUCGGCAUGUAGAUUGUUAUUAUUGUUAGUAUUUUGUUUGUGUAAUAUUGACUUUGACAUUUAAUUAGGACAGAUAAAGAGAUGAUUUGUGCAGUUUUGAAUAUUAAUUUGUAAAAGGAAAUGAAUAGCUAUUUGAUAAAAUGAAGUUCCUUUUCUAAUAAUAUUAUAAAUUAGUUGAAUUCUGAAAUAAAAGUUAUAUUUUUAGGUUAA
This is a messenger RNA of Argiope bruennichi, 4519 nucleotides long. RefSeq names its product E3 ubiquitin-protein ligase Su(dx)-like (gene Su(dx)). The record is from RefSeq and is a predicted model, not a curated record. The coding region runs from base 402 to 3110 and encodes 902 amino acids. Gene Ontology annotation, biological process: ubiquitin-dependent protein catabolic process. NCBI's taxonomy places the organism in Eukaryota, Metazoa, Arthropoda, Arachnida, Araneae, Araneidae. Gene Ontology annotation, molecular function: ubiquitin protein ligase activity; protein binding. The transcript is spliced from 21 exons.